AUGGUUGCAGAUAUCGACGGCGGUCAUCUGGGGGCGGUCCUCCAGCUCCUCUACCUACUCUCGACCUUCAAACAGCGACUGAGGCAGCAGAAGCGCGAGCUCAAGAAGCUCGAAAUGCCGCCAGCCGUGUCGAAGUUUGUCUUAACUUUUUGUGGCAUUGGAGAAAUUGGGUUCUGAGGCCGUGUGCAAUGAAUAGAAAUUUUCCGCCAUUGUUAAUAGAAGUUGGAUUCUUUAAUUUCGAAGGUUUCUGAUGUAUUAAUGAUUUCUGAGAAAAUCCAAACAGAGGAAAUCAAGGUUGAAUGUGAAAAGACUAACUUGAAUUAUUCUCAAGUUUCAGGAAAGAAGUGCAAUAUUUUUUUCACCAAAAGCUUGAUUUACGAAAUGCGCUCCACUGAUAACCGUAGUUGAGAUUUUUUUAAUGGGUCGGGUGGUUGAAAAAUGUUUUCCAAAGGUUUUAGAUUUUUUCAUUUCAUUUUUUUUUCUCCAAGUCGUUAAAGAAUCUCUCUGGGGUCAGAGAAAAGUGGAUACAGCGUGAACUUGAGAGGUCGCAGAGAAUUCGGAGUUUUUGAAGUUUCACUGAGUAAGCUGUAAAACUUGAUACACUCAAAAAGUUUUUGCUCCUGUUCCCAUGGCACCUCGGAACAUUCUUUCGGAUGUUCUCCACAUAAAAAAUUAAUUCCCAAACACACCCGUCCCAGGCCUCGAAUGUCUCCAUACGCAAAACGUAACAUACAUAAAUUUUUUCUGUGGUGUCGCCGAAUUUGAAUGCAUUUGCGAUUUUUUAUUCACACGCCUCGAGGGCUUUUCGUAUCGAGAGAAAAUGUGGGGACGGUUAUUGUAUUGGUGAAAAGCAUCGACAUCGCGUCGCGUUCAGGUUGCCCUCGCCGCUUCGACCGCAGUCGUCGGCGGUCGCCUCGAUUUCUGCGACUUCGGCGACGACGACGACGAUGUCGCGAAUCCAGCCUCCUACCAGAAUCGCCGUCCCUCCUAAUAAAGGUAACUUUUUUUGCUCGUCUUCUGCGAAAAAUCAUACAGUUACACUGGCACUGGAGAUGGUGAGAGUUUUGUGAGUUCUGGAAGCUGGAACCUCAAAAAAUGUGAAGGAGACAUUAGAGCUUGAUGAAGUUGAGUAGAGAUGCCACACAGAAAAAUAACCGCGAAUAAUAUUUUUGAUUUUCCGUUAAAAUCUACUUUCCGCCAAAUAGUAAUGGAAGCGAAAAAAGUAAGCUUUUUCGUCACAAAAGUUUAACAAAGACAUAUUUUUUUAAACUUUUCUUCGAGGAAAAACGAGAUUUUCAGGAUUCUUUGAAGUUACCUUUACGAAAUGAAUGAAUUUGCCUGCAAGUUGAUCCGCUCCACUGAUUUUCGAUGAUUUCAAAUAUUUUUUUACGAAAUGAAGAUUUUUCUCAAUAGUUUAUAAUUCGAUUUUUUAUUUGGAAAAAAAUGAAGAAACUCGGUUUUUUUCAGAACUCAAACUUUUCUUUUUCAAUCAUCGAAUCACGAUAAACUUAAUAAAUUAGAAAAAGGAACUUCUGAGGCUUUGAAAGCAUCUUUAAUAAAAUUGAGAAUUACCAUUUUUUUCAAAGGAAGUUUAUCAUGAAAAACGACAGUUUUACGUCUAUUUCACAAAAAUAAUUCUUUUUGUUUUUAUCCCAUUGAAGCGAAAAUAAAAAUCUAUGAAUAACCAUACUUUAUUUUUUUCGGCGGCUGAAUAUUUCCGUUCAAUUUUCUCGCAGCCUUUUUUCCAGGUAUUCAUUCUUUCUAGCACAAAACAAUCAAGUUGUUUUUAUUUACGGCCUCCUGCCGCAAAACGUAAGACUCUUAGUUGUCCCUUAAGUAGUGUGAGACUGGUUUUCUCUAAUCCGAAAAUUAGCCGACGGGAACUUGAGCAGAGUUCGACUUUUGGUCAGUCAUUUCCUCGGGAACUUCCGCCCAAUUUCAGAACAUAUCGCGUGUCUCCAUGACCAAUCCUUUAUAUUAUGCCGAUGCAAUUUCACCACAAACCGACCCGAACGUCGGCUAAUAAACAAUUCACCAACCCUUCACGUUUAUUGGCUCUACACCCUCCUUCUUUGUUUUCUUCUGGAUACCAUUUUUAUAAGCUUCUUUUGAGCCUUUUUCGAGGAUAUUACGCUUUUCAUAAAUUUUUUUUCACGCUAACGUGAUUGGUCAUUUUUGCGUAGGGUUCGGAAUUUUCUAGAAAAGGCUUCCCAUACUUCAACCGUUUAACGUAAAUUAAAUGAAUAUAUAUAAUCAAAUAUUUUGAUUUCGCGUAUUUCUUGAUAUAAAUGAAGUCCUAAAAUGACGUCAGGGAGUAGCGAUUUCCGAUUUAACGAAUUCCGUUCAUGGAUAAAAACUUUGAAAAAUCAUAUCUCCAAAACCAGAAUUUCGCGCAGAUAGCGACUAUGAUUCCCAGUCCGUCAAAAAAAAAAUUUGAGCAAAUUUAUAGAAAGUUUGAGACCCCACGCAAAAAUAACCUUCCAUGUAAGUCCGUUUAGAUGUUCAAUUACCAUGCUCGAAAGCUUUGAGAGCAGACUUGAUCUCAGAAUUCUUUUUAAAUUUGUAUCUUCUACUGAUAGGAUGUUUCACCGUCCGAUAUGAGCAAGAGCGAGAGAUCAACUAUAGCCUGAAGAGAGGUCAGAGAAGUUCAAGCACUCUCGUUUCCCUGGCGUCUCUUCAGGCCGCCGCUGCUCUCUUGCUUUCGCUUUUUUAGAAUUCGUUUUUUUACCCUCAUUUAGGAAGUUUUAGUUUUAUAGAGAAGCCUAAACCCUGCGAUGAUAAUGAUUUUUUUUUGUUUGGGAGAACGAAAUAAUUUUUUUUUCAAAAGAACAAAUCAAAAAUUCUCAACUUGAAAUUGUAGAAAAAACCCGAGUUCUGAGAAGUUAAUCAAAUAUCAGGUUUUUUUAACAUCGUUCGUGAGCCAGGGAAAUCAAAGGACGUAAGGACUCAGUUUGUGAAAAAUAAAUACGUCAGAAAGAAAAUUAUGGAAAAUUCGUGUUAUUUUUUUGACCAGGUACAAAAAAUGUUGAAAAAACGGAAAUUCUUCAGAUCUUCAGAUAACGUGAAGAAAUCGAGUUUUAUUACGAAAAAAAUUUUUUUCAAAAACCUUCACUCUGACCAUCAAGCUACUUCUAUUUGAUUUCCGAAAAAAACCCUCUUCGUAGUUUUUUUUUUGUUGGAACUGGUACAUGAGCUGUAAAUAAUUGGCUUGAGAAGGUUAGUUACACAAGGCCUUAUAAUAGCCACCCUGUUUGGGUGUCCUCAUGUCUGUCCAUGUGACGGUGAGAACUGAAGAAUUGACCUCGACGGUCUCCACUUGUGCCUUUUAGAGAAGCACAGUUGGUCUCCGUAACUGGCUUAGCUCUGCGCUUGUUCCGCGCGGGUAUUAGUGGAUUUUCGCCUCAGCUGCCUUCCUAUUUCAUUUCUGAUCGACGUUCCGAACGUUUUGAUCGCCUUUUUUGGGUUUAGAUCAUUCAUUACUGCUUUCUGUAGUGUUCGGAGGGAAAAGUUUUGAAGAAGCGAAAUUUUUUCUAAAAGUCGAUGAUCAGUACUUUUUGGUCUUAUAGGAUAACUAUGUAUCAACUAUUAGAAUCUAGGUUGUUUUUUAUUCAUAUCCGGUGCAGUUCAACAAUCUUUUUUUGUGGAAUUUUGUCUUGAUUUGGAUAUUUUUUUAAGCAUUUUGACUUUGAAAAUAAUCAAAUUUUAUUCACUUUUCCACACAAUCUUUCUUUUUUAUUCGUUGAAUAUUUCAUGAAAUUUUGGGAAAGUUGUGCGUUUCCUUGAUAUUUCAAGAGUAUAUUUUUUGCGAAAUCAAACUUUUUAAAGUUAAAAAAAGAUUUUAAAAAGCCCCGUAGUCUAUUUACCGUGACUUGGAAGUUUUCAACUGUCUGCGUCUCCCUGUUCUCUCACCGGCGAGGUCAGAGAAACAUGAAAGUAGCAAUCUCAAAAUGAGAUGGUCACCGAGAGAAGAGAAGGGCGCAGAGAAAUUUUUCAAGUCGGCAGAAAAGGACUGUAGCUCUAAUUAUUAUUUUUCUCAGUUUUCAUUGGGAAUUCAAUUUCUCAACUGCUCACUUUGCGUUCACUUAGCUGGUGGCAACUCGCACCUAAUCCAUCUGCUUAAUUACCGUUUGUUGCGCGAGUCGAGAAGGAGCUGCAGCAGCUUCCCAAGGCGAGUCGGACAGCCAAUUUGAGCACAAUUAACGUCAUAGAAGCAUCAAGCCUUCCACCUCCUCUUUUCGUACCCUUUCUCAUUUCCAUAUAUUGCCGCACGUUUGGGUAGCAUCUUUUGACAUAGUUUCGUUCAAGUGUUAAGGACCUGUUUUGUCGUUUUUAAAUGCUUCGAAAUUUACUAUUUUCAAAUUUCUAACUGACAUAUUCUUGUCGAAGUGUUCAGGAGUACCUGUUUCAUCAAUUUGAAAUUCUUAAAUUUUCUUAAUUCGGCUGGAAAAAAUCUCAGAGAUUUUUUUUGACUGUUUCAAGCCUUUGAGCGCUAAAGUAAAAGAAAAGAACGUAAACGUUUUUUAGGCAGAAAUUUCGAUCCAGUUACAAAAAAGAACAAAAAACUAUAAAAUACUGUGUCAAUAUUAAUGACCGAUUGGUCGAGCUGACUUUUUCAUCUUUUUAAAAACUCUCGCUGUUUUUUUUUAAGAAACUCUGAAUUGAAUGACUUUUUAGGAGGUAUCAGAAACUCCUAAAUUCUGAAAAAUGUCUUGAAGUUCUGUGGAAAAAAAGUUAGAGCUUCAAAAAGUUCGGCAAUAAUUUCUACUUGAGACAAUAAUUAUGGUUGAGCCAACCCUGAAAAAAUUCUCAAAAAUUUUGACAGACAAUACUCUCUUUUUCCUAGAAAAAAAAAUUCUGAAAUCGCUCGAAAUUCGGCUCAUCAAUCUCUGGAAAAAAGCAUCGCCCUUUUUUCCAGAGCCUUGAAUUCUGCAGGAAAAAUAUGGGUCCAGCCACUCCUCCCCACCUCAUUCCAUUUUCAUUUGCCUCUGUUCUCAAAUGGCUUUGAAUUUGGUGUUUUAUGUAGUUUUUUCAGACGUGAAGACUUGCACGACUCCAAUCAAAACUUCGGGCCUGAAGCCGCCAGGUUCUUCGAUUCGGCCACCGAGCAGGAGUAACGGGUGAAUACAGAUAAUGUUUCGAUUCUAAACUCGCUAAUUUUUUAAAAUUGUGCUGCUUGAAAUAAGCAUUUUUCCAGAAACAACAAUGGAUCAUCAGCAGCGUCGACGCGAAGCAGUAGCAGCGUAGCUUCUUCGGCGACCUACGCCUCGAUCCCGUCGAUCUCCCCGUCGCCGUCGCCAGUCCCCAAGGCGAUUCAGACACCGUCCACCAACCGACGCGCGCUUCAACCGCCAAAGACGACGACUGCGACGCGGAUAGCACCCGCCAGAAUCACAACCAAUACUGUGGCCAACGACAAGAACGACAACAACAUGCUCAAGUUGAAGCUGUUCAACAAGAAGCAGCCGUCGCCUCAACAGUCGCCGAGCACGGUGAGCGAAGUUUUGAGGAUGAUAAAGUCAGAUUAUCUACUUUUCCUACUGAAAUCGAGGCUAGAAAGUGAAGCUCGAGAGAUUUUUGGAUUCAGCUUAUUUCUAAGAGUUCAGCAUUAUUGAAAAGGCUUUUCCUAGUUGGUUUACUUCCUAGUAAAACCUAAAAUUUUUAGUUUGAAAAAAAUGAACCAGAAUUAAAGUUUAGAGUUCGAAUCAAGCAACCAGAAAUGCACAGAUACGUGAGGCAACUCAAAAACUUGAAAACUGGCAUCCAGAGAUUGUCAAGUUUUACUUUCUAAUGCAGAAAAAUAGAUCAUACGUCUUUCAUGCAAAAAGCUGCUUGGUCAAGUGCGAUAAGAAACUCGACUCAGAAAAAAUAGAGACCAGUGACGGCUUGAAGGCACCAGAGAAAUAGAGAAAAUCUCGUUCUCUGGUGUCUCCUUAAAACGCCUUGGGUUUUUUUUUGGCGAAAAACUGGCGAAAAAAACCCUUUUCGAAUAGUUUAUUUAUAGUUAUUUUUCUUGGUUUUCAGCUCACAGAACUGUGUGUAAAACUUCACCGGAUCUCAAGAUUUUUGAAACUUUUCUGUAAACCUCACCUCUCUGAUUCGAAUACUCUCCGUUCUUCAGAAAGAUUUCUCAGCUCAGUUUGCUCACUACUCAACACGAAGAAAAAGAAAAAAUCGACGGAAAUCCUUCUAGGCCAUACUAAAUGAAUGAUUUUCCGUUCUUUCAGACACGAAAAGCGGCGCCUGCAGCAGCAGCUUCGACGACAAGAAGCGUCCUGAAGGCUCCGACCAAAUUCGCCAACAAGAAACAGCCUCAACAAAUUCCCAUUACCGAGGUAGGUUUUCCUUUUUCACAAAAAAAGUAAACGAAGAAAACUGAAAGAAGAGUUGAAUGGGUGGCCGAGAGUUGGCGGCGGAUAAUUGGCCCUGAGGGGACGACGGAACGCCGGACCUAAUAGAUCAUGCCGUCGUUUCGAGGCCUCGUUCAGAUUUCCUCCUGAUAAACUUCUUUUACUUCGUCUCCAAACCCGACACUACUUUUCCUCUCUUUUUUCUGGUUUCUGAAAGUUUUUUUUAUAGGUUAAAUGAUGUUCAUAGGAUUCUCUAAGCCUCUUUAGGAUGCUUCAGGGCUUAUCUCGGUUCCCCUCGAGGAAUUUGCAAUGGCUAAAUGCGUUGCGGUCGCGCUGCGGUUCAGAUUAAAAUCUCGGUGUUUUUUUUUUUUUUUGGAAGUGCAGCCGACUCUAAGCUUUUCAAGCUUUUUUUUGACUUGUUUUCAGGUCUUACCAAGAUUAAGAAGAUCCUUCGAGUUUAUGAAAAUUAUUCAGAGCAUGUCUAUGGAAUCGAGCUCUUCUAGGGUGUCUCCAGGGUGUUCUGACUUACUUAGAAUGUACUAGAAACUACUAAGAUUCUCCCGAACGCAUUUAGAAUGGCUCAACGCGAAACGGUCGCGCUGCGGUUAAGAUUAAAAGUUCGAAGUUUUGGCGUGAUUUGGAGCCUACUCUAAGCUUUUCCGUCAAGUCGCUUCUCGGUCGGAUGCAGCUUUAUCACAAUCGAUCCGAUAAGCCUUCUACCCCUCAUAACUUGGAUUUUCCAAUGAAAAAAGAAAAGAAAACGUGAGUUUUUAUAUACCAGCCGAUUGUUACGUAAACGUACGAGUUUUAUUAUAAAUUCGUAAAAUUUGAUAGCUUACUGACUAGCGCAAGAAUAUAAUGGGAACGGAGGUCUUUUUUCUGUAAACACUAUGGGAAAUGAAAAGUUUUACGGUUCAAACAAAUUGAAAAAACUCUUACCAUGAAAAAAAACUUAAAUAUGGAUGGUAGCCUCAGAGGGAACACUUUUCCAUGUUUUUGAGAUUUUUUUUUGAAGUUUUUUGCUUUUCUUUUUCGUGGAACAGACUUAAUUUAAAGACGGCUGAAAUUCAGCAGAUCUAGGCGCUCCAACUAUAAUUAAACUCAGUUUUUGUAUUUUUUUGAGGUAUUUUCAUAUACUUUUUUUGUCGUUAAGGCAAGAUUUUUUUUCCUGGUGGGAAUAAGAGCUAAAAUGAGAAAGUCUUGUGCGGUUUAUCGUUAAAAUUGAUAAAAUUCAAUUUUCAGAUUUUUUUGUAUGACCAGGAUUGUUAUAAGCGAGCAUCGAUUUAUAAGAAACUGAUGGAAAAGAUUAGAGAGCAAACAUUUAGUUUCACUACCAAAAGCUUUUUGGCAAUUUUUUCCUGCCUCCAUUGCACUCAAACUUCCUGAAGACCAUCUCUUAUGAAGUUUAUGACGUCGGAAUCCGCAAGGCGUCAUAAAAACGUUGUAUAAUUGACCCCCGGCGAGAGGAGCACGACCGAAAGAAAAAAAUGGGCAGAAAAUGAGGCAAAAACGAGGGUUUUCUUUCGGAGAAGGCGGACGGAAGUUGUACAUCUGGAACGAGUUGGCUCCUGUCGCCUCCGAGAGGAAAAGAGAGACAUUCUUUCUUUCCUGUAUGUAUAUUUUACACUUUUCAAUCGGUUUUUGUCUCGGAUUCGUGCGAAAUUUCGGUUUUACAGCUUCACGAAUGGUUGAAAAACGCCAAUGCUCAUAUCAGUUUGAUGGAUCUUUUCUAAAAUUCGUCUUUUUUGAAUAAAUUUCUCGAAAUCGUUCCAACUUUGCAUUUUUUAAAGGAAAUUUAUCGUAUUUUUUUGUUCAGAUUAUUUCAUAAAACUUGGGCUUCAAAAUGAGCUUUGAGAGAAUUUUUGACACUUAUAACUUGGUUUCAAAGCUCAUUUUUUUUUUUUGAAAUGUCUCUUUUACAAACAAUUCCACGAUAGGUUCCCAGAUAUUCUUUCAUAGAUUUUGAAAAAAAUAUCUUAUGCGAGGUUAACAAAAAUUGGAGGAUUAGGUUGGAAAACCGAUGUUGAAACAGGAUUUUUUUUUCAGAAUUUUGGUGAUAUUUUUUUCUACCUGAAAACUUCUGUACUUUUCUCAUUCCCAAUGGGAUCCGGAUUUAUACUUUUCGGAGCGGAUUUAACUUCAGUUGCUCUUCAAAUCUAACAAAACUCAUGACAAACUGUCAAAAAUCAUCUCAAAACAUGGAAAAGUGUUCCCUCUGACGCUACCAUCCAUAUUCAAGUAUUUUUCCACGGAAAGAGUUUUUUCCAGUUUGUUUGAGCCGUAAAACUUUUCAUUUCCCAUAGUGUUUACAGAAAAAAGACCUCCGUUCCCAUUAUAUUCUUGCGCUAGUCAGUAAGCUAUCAAAUUUUUCCGAUUUGUCAUAAAAUUCGAUACGUUUACGUAACAGUCUGCUGGUAUAUAAAAACUCACGUUUUCUUUCCGUUUUUUUCACGGGGAAAGCCGAGUUGUGAGUGGUGAGGGUGGAGGCUUUUUAUGUGCGCCCCGGGGCCUUCGUUAAUGAAAAAGGCGAAGUUUUUCGAGCUUGAUGCUCCUUUUCCGGUUGUCGCGUCAUCUUUCAUUUCGCGUUUCUUUUCUGACGUCUACACUAGUUUCGAGUAGUACCUUUCUAUUCUAAGAUUUUGUUUUUGUUUCGUCUCAAUACUGAAAAAGGGAAUUUUCAGACUGCGAUUCAAGUGAGGAACUCGACGCCGCCGAAACGGGUCGACACUGUCACGAUUGAGAAAAGGUAGAUUUUUAACUUUGAAGAAGUGGUUUUGACACGAAUAGCAGGGUACCGUAGUAACAGAAAUAGGUCAAUAAUAUUAUUUAUUUACAGGCAGAACAAAAAUAACAUGUACAGAAAAAAAGAGAAAAAAAUUUGGCAUUAGGCCUGAAAUAAAUAAAUAAAAGGCACCUGAGGCCCUCACGAGCCUCUGAGCCAGUAAUGAAAGAAUAAGAGGUGAGGAUUGCACAAAGGUAAAAAGUAAAUAGAAAAGAAAGUAUAAGUUAUGACACAGUGUAGCACAGGUGAGUGGGGAAUUUAAUCGUUUGUAAUGAUAUAGACGCGCAUAAGAUGGAUUAGAGUAGGGCUGAAGCACGGGUACCUGGUUCAACGAAGUCUGCUGGGAAUAGAUCCAAAAAGGAAAUUGUUAUCGAGGGAUAGUAACAAAGACCUGAAACGAUCUGGAGAAACAUUGAGGUUUCCCAAUGUAGCCAGUUAGGUUAAUUUUGUUCGUGAAAGUAUUCAUAGAAUCAAGAGGAAGCUUAGAAAUCUAGAAUAUAGAAAAGCUUCUUAAUGAUUUGAAAAAUGAAAAGCAAAUUGACUUUUAAAAAAAAUCAGAACUUUUCGAAAGACUAGAUUAACAACUUUAUUCAAAAAUUAGAGAAAUUUAAAAAAACCGUAAUAAAAAAAGGCAGUUUAGCUGGUGUAUUACAGUUAUGGUGUUAUAAGAAAGUUUACAAAAAAUGGUCUUUUUAAAAAAAGGAAAAAAGGUACUUAUGUUUUUGUGAGUGUUGAGGAAAAGAAAGCACAGGUCAGACUGUCCAUACCUAAGCAGACGAUUUUUAAAAACCUUCGUACCUCAUUCUACCUGAGGUUAGAGGGUAAUGUAAAUCCUUAUUUCCUUGAGAGUGAUAAAUAAUCCUUCUCUCCAAAUAGUUAGGCUCUAAACUUGCUUAAAUACGUGACUUUAUCAAGAUGUGGUCAGUUGAUCCGUUGAAAGGAUGUUUAAUCAGAAAUCUUCCAAUUUCCACUUUCAAGAUGCUCAAAAAGCAGUGAGGAAGACUCGGCGUACGUCGGUUUCAACAGCACGUCGCCGGCUUCAUCGACCGAGGGAUCCAUCAGCAUGCAUUCAACCUCGUCCAAGGUUUCGACUUCAAAAAAAAAAAAUGAUCAUUUUUCCCAAUUUUACAGAGCUCUCGAGAAGGGGUUUCCUCCCAAUUUCGCCAAUUCUGAGGAACCUUCCGCGACAUCGAUGAGUUCUAAGCCGAAACCUGUCGAUGUUGGUUUUUUAUUGGCAUUUUUUGUUUCAGAAGUUUGAAAAGAUAUUGAGAACUAUUUAGAAUCGGCCCUCUAGCCAUGAGGCUACUUUAGUGGACAGCGAGUUUUCAUUUUACAAAGACGCUAAAUGAAUAAAUUCAGUUAGCUUCAGAAGCUUCAGUGAAAAGUGAGAUAUCCGUUUGAAACUCUUUAGUGACCACUUGGAUAUAUUCAUUACUGAAUUGAGACAUUAUGGAAGGAUGGUCUAUACACGCUCUGCGAAAUAUCGUGCGAAAUUAAGAGUUUAAGACGUCUAUGUAGUUAUGUUGUCUCACGAUAUCGUUGAUUGGACUACAGAGGUCCUCAGUAAUCAAAAAACCCUCUAGUAGCCACUUCAAAUUUUCUCUGAAAAUGGACGCUUCAAUUAUUUUAGGGGCGUAGAUUCAAUCAAUAUCUCCUUUUGUAAUAGCCAUAGAUGUAAUUUAAUGGGAGGUAAACACGAACUUUAUGAAUCAGUUUGACAAUAGAAGGAUCAUUUCGAAAUUCUAGGAGAAGCCAACGCUGGCGGUGAAGGGCGUCACGAAGAGCGAGAAGCUGUCGUUGAAGCCUUUGAGACGACCUAAGCCCUGUCCUACAGAUGACGGUGAUGAUGAGGACAGUUCGCCUACAGAAACUCUUGAACCUCGUUUUGAUGCCAAAGAGAAAGAGAAGGCCCCGGCCGUCGUUGGCGUCGUCAGCCCCAUGUUGAAUCAGCGCAAGUUUGCAGGUUCGUGGUUUUUUGAUUGACUCAAAUGAAUGGGUUGAUUUUAUACUUCUAAGUUAAUAUAAGGUAUAUUUAUUUGCCUGAAUCAUUAAGCCGUUUGAAGUUCGACACUAAAAGAAAUAAUAGAAACUUUUUUAAAGUCAAGUUUUUGCACCUCAUUUUAACCUACUCGGUUGAAAAUAAAAAAAUUCCAAACUUCAAAUCUGGUUGAAUAAUUCAAAGUUCCAAUGAAGGGCUUAUUAUUUCAAAUUUCGAGUAAUUGAAAAAAAAUAAUUAAACUGUGCAAGGGUUACAGUUCACGACUAACUGGUCUACUACCCGAAAAAGCUUGGAAAAAUUUCUUACUCAGCUUAGACAAACAGUGACUAAAAUAGACAUGUCUUUUUGACCGACGCUUCACAUCUGGAUUCAGAAGAGGUUCCGGAGAAGCCGUCAACAUCGACGACGACGUCACCGCAGCCCAACGAUCUUGCCAAACCGUCCGUAGUUCUUCUCUUUUUUUUUCAAUUCGUUUCUGCAAGUCGCCUUGUGCGCGACCAAUUUUCCCGUCAUAUUAAUGGCUUCGAAUGAAGAAGGGCCAAUUGAAGUGGUGAACCUUGUCUUUUGCAGGCAGCAGUCGAAAGCGUCGCGCCUCGAAACCACCUUCGACGCCCAGGACACUCCCCACACCAUCGAGGUGCCGUUUUUCCCCUCCAAACUGUUGCUUACAAGCUCCGCCCACUAAGUUUCAGAGGCUGAAACUCAGACGUUACUGUAGUUUUUCUUGCUGGCGGGUAGUUCCUUGGUAGGGCUAGAUGAACUAUUAGGCUUCGGAUAGAUAGGAAAAGCUGGAAAUUUCAGGUUUUGAAAUGGAGUUCUUCUCUUGGAAUUACUGUAGUUUUCUUGUCGGUAGGUAGGCUCUUGUAGUGCCAGAACUAGAGUUAUUUAAAGCUCCAAACUAUUUCUAAAGGCUGGAACUUAUAGAUUUCUUAUUUCCGCUCAUCAAUUUUAUUCGGCCAGAUGGUAGUGUAGUUUUUUUUUUGCUCUAGGCAAGUGUUCCCUAGAUAUUGUGAGACGGUUUUCAAUUCUUACGCCUUUUUGAAAGGCUGAAGUAUCCGAGGCUCCGCCCACUUUUUUCUUUUCUGUAUUUUUUACGAUGAUACAGCCUCUGAAUUCAAAAAAAAAUAGUCAUAGGAAUCGGCAUUUUUGAGCUUUUUAGAUCUUUCCAAAUCAUUAGAACAUAUUCACAGAGGCUUUUUGGUUUUAGAUUCUGAUUUUUAAAAGAGAAGUUUUCAUCGGGCUCGCUAAUUUUUUCAAAAUUAUCAUAUGUUCAGAGGCUUCUAGGAUUUUCAGCCCCUUUUUCUCACAUUUUCAGAAAUCUCGUUUCCAUCGGGAAAAUACCACUGUUUUUUCUCGAUUUGCAGGUUCCGACGAUGCCGCCAAUUCGACAGCCCCCCACCUACAACCAACUGUUGCAGCAAGGCCGAAUCUGUGCGCCAAGCAAUCGUCUGGGUCAGUUUUUUCAGAGGCCGAAAAUAUUUAUAACAAAAAAGGUUAGAUGAGUUUCUGAAGAUAGUUCUGGCGCGAACAUAGGUGAAAAAGAUAACUCAAUUCAGAGAGGAGGGCUUGGCUUUAAAAACGUUUCGAAAAAAAGGGUAUAAAAAUGAGUUUCUACUCCUAGAGAAGUUGUAAUGACAAAAAUAAGACAUCAAUAAGAGAUUUCACUCAAUUUUGAUCAGAAAGAUCCGAAGGAAGGGUUGUUGGACUAGAAAAUUGGAGAUGUAUACUUAUUUUAUGAUUUUCGCUUGUUUUUGAGUAUCAAUUACUUAAUUUAUGCUUUAUGACCCUCCAAAACACGGUCAUUUUCAUUUUGCCGAAACUAUUUUGAUUGGACCACUAGAAAAAACUGAAGUGGUCCUCCAAUGGGACGCUAUUAGUGACCACUAGAGGGGACACGACCCUCAGAGGGAGUAGAAAUGAAAUGAACAUCCAAGGCAAAAUGUUUCAAAGAACUAUUGAUUUAGUGCUCACUUUUUACGCUUAUGUCCUAUUUUGAACGAAGGUUGAGGAGAUUAUUCGUUUCGGAUAACACAUAUAGCCGAUUCACGGCUGACUUCAGACGCAAAGAGGCGGGGCCUGUCUUUGCUUUCCAACAACCAGGAACUGUCCCUUUUGUUAUCGUGUCAGGACCCAUUUCUCGAAAGCUCAAGCCAGCCACAGCUUUAUAAAAUAUCUAUCUUUUUGUGAUCUUUUCGUUUCGGUUAAUGCAUAGGAAAGCCUCCUUUUUGGUGCCCUUGGUGCCUUCCACCACCGGCAAAACGUCCUGCGGUUUCCGGACAGCUGCCUGCCGUCAUCUUUAUGAUGACCGCCUGUGGUUCCCCUUGUUAGCCGUCACGCGUAAUGAAUGUAAUAAUUUCCCUCACAAUUUGUCGUCUUUUUGAGACGAGGAAACCGGGAAAGCAGUCUUAUGAGAACCGUUUUUAUGGUCCUCGAUUUUUAUCGAGAUAAUAUUGGGCUGAAGGAAGGCUUCAGAAUUUCCAUUUUUGCCUUUUGGAUCCUUUUUCUCCAUAGAAGCGUUCUUAUUGAAUGAAUUUCCACUUUUUUUCAAAGUGAAUUGUUAAAAUUGCCGCACGUGGAAUGGCUCAGAGUCCACGUAAACUGAAAAACUGAACGGCUUGCUCCAAAUUUUUCAAUUGCCUUAAGUUGUUUAGUGGUCGGGUGCGCCUUUUUUAGAAGUUUAUUUGAGAAAAUAUUCAACUUUUUAUGAAAAUUUUUUACUUUUUGAAACAUUCGACCCUUCAAUGUAUAAAUCACAGAUUUAUUGAAACAGAAAAAGAAAAAAACUUAUUAUUUUUUUCUUGGAGGUUCGUUUUUCAUUUACUCAAAUGUUUUGCCUUUUUUGAAAAAUCUGUCAAAAAAAGAAAGGUGAUAGUUUUUGUGGAGUACAUUUUUCGUUUACUUGAGUUUUUCAUCCUUUUCCUUCAAUAAAGGAAAAAGUUUCAGGCUUCGUCGACUCAUCGACGAGCGAAGACUCGCUGGACUCGGUGUCGACGACGAUCCGACUGAAACCGUCGGCGUCGACGUCGGCCGCCUGUGGCUACGUCUCCGAGGGGACGUCGCUCGACGCCUCCCGCUCCCACACGACUGGUUCGUCCCUCUCCCUCAGUUCGUUGUCACUUCUGAGUGACGCCUUAGAUCGGUAGUCAAGAUAACUUGUCGGCAACAUGUGAAGUUUCCUCUCCACUGAUUCAUGUCAUUUUCUCGCCUUUCUUCUAUUUUUGAACAGGUAUAAUUAGUUGAAAGAGAGGGUGUUCGAUUUGAACUUCAAUAGAGGUUUGAAAGAUUGACAGCUCCGUGGAGGGAUAUUUUUCGUGAGAUGUGUAAAAAGUGGAGAGAGUUUUCAAAUUGUAAAAAACAAAUUGAGAGUUGAAAAGCUAGUAAAAUGAAGCUUUCUGGUACAAUUUCCUUUUUUUAAAUAAGCUUGAUUGAAACUAAAGAUUCAAUUGUUUUUCCACAGAGGUGUUCCUCUGAAGCAAGGAUUGAAGUUAUCACUUAAGGAUUCAAUUUCUCUAAAAAGUUACAUCAUGAAUUUUCUAGCCAAUCAAUAUGAAAUUUUAAAAAGAUUAAACUUCUGAAUGCAAUCAAAGAAUCCACUUUAGGGUUUCCGGCGGCAUAAUUGUAGAAUUUAUUCCAUUCUCUAUACAAUUAUCUUCAAAUCUACUUCUGUGACUGAAUUCCCAGGAAGAACAGAACCUCAGAUCAACUCUAGAAUUUUGCAGAAUCGAGUGGAUACGCUUCGGAAGGCGGCGUCGCCAUGUACACCCGAAUGAAGGAGAAAAUGAGAGAGUAUGGCGAUGUGGCGCGACGAGCACACGACUAUCCGGAUAGGUACGCCUUUUCGAACAUUUUGAAGCGUUUUGGAAGAAAAAUGGUUCGAAACAGUUUAUGGUUUGAUUUUUUGGGUAUCGAGUAGGUAGCCAUUUUUUUUGUCAAGGUCUUCCACAGUUUUAAGGGGUUUCCAGUGUCCUUUCCAAAUGGGAAGGUUAGAGUAAAACUUUAAAGUAAUAGACAUUUUUUACAAAAGGCGUCCACUUAAAAAGUUUUAAUAAAUAUUUUCAAAAAGAGUAAUCAUUUUUCAAUUCUACUUACUUUAAAUUACCAAAAAGGAUCUUCAUCUGACCUUACGACGAAAAUACUUCAGAAAUGUCAAGUUUAGAUACAAAGGGAAAUUUUUAGGAAUUUUCUACGCCUUAGAGGCCAAUCUUAUGAAUCUUUUUGGUAUCUGGACAAAAAAGCUUUAAAAUUCAGCUUUUUUUGAGUUUUCUAGGCUGUUAGUUUUUCAGUAGAAGUCGAAAUCUACAAUUUUCUUCUUUAAAAUCUUCAUUUACGGAUUGUGAACUUGAGAUUUCUUGCUUCAAGUCACAAAUCUUUGCUAAGAUAUUUAAAGAAGCAUAGGAAAAUUUUUUUGAAAGUCUCUAGGCCUCUAGGUCGUCUUCAGACUGUUUUAGAUUAUUCAAGACUUUUGCGCCUUCAAAUACACUGAGAAGUUCACAAAAUGCCAGAAAUCUGGAACUGACAAAAGCUGCUGUGCUUUUAAGCCUGUCAAAGGUUUCCGUCGAUUCUCUUUGAUUUUGCCUCAUCAUCAUCUGUCGCAAUAUUCGAGUGGAACGACGCGGCUCAAAUCAAAUGAAAAUUCUUCAUGAGCCUUUUGGCGGCAUCCCCCCGGCCGGCCAAUGAAACCCGAACCGAAACGAGGCUGGCUCAGAGCCACGGAACGAUCAGAUAUGGCGAUAAAAUCGGGCCGCAGCCGAAAUGCCGUUGGAAUUAUAAAUGAGCCCCGGCAAAAGCUUCACUUCACACAGCGGAGACGUUCUCCGAGGCGCCUGACUCAUUAUUUCAUAAUCGUUCGGCUCUUUGGAAAUUUUGGAAGGCUUCCUGAAUUUUGUGCUCUUCGUCUUCCACUGAGUAAUUAUUCAGGUUAAAUAUUCCGAGCCAAGUUCAGGGAAGGCUAAGAUUUUGGUUUUGACUUGAAAAUCUACGGGGAAGGUGUAUCUAGCUGGAACUUUUGGAUUUUUGGAAAGAUGGCCGGAAAUUAGGUUGAUCUGAUGAAGAUCAUGAAAGUUGUAAAAAUACUCAGUUUUUGAGGUAUUUUGUUUCCGAAAAUUUCUUUUUUUUUAUUAAUUUGGUAGGCUGUUCCGUGGAGCGAAUCUUACUCCAAUUUUUUUCAAACGAUUUUGAAGUUUUGUUCUCAAAAUUUAUUGAUUUCGAUAACUUAUUGUCACCUUUUGAAAAACAAAAUUGAGCCUCCAAUAGGCUAAAAUUGUUCGAACUUGUUUUUUGAAAUUUUCAAGAUUGGUAGCUUUAAUUUUGAUCGAGAACCGCGAAAUUUCACGUAUAAGACCCUUUUUCCAGACAAGAGAGUCUGGUAACUGUGUUUUUUCCUCAAGUUUACUCCAAUUACCCUCGUUAAGUGGCACCACAUUUGCCAUAUCGUCUUGCCUCAUAUUUCUGGAACCCGAGACCCGCAAAAACAACUUCUUCCAAGCCAAACCAAAUGGCUCUUGACGCCAACCACGAAGUACAUCGAAAAUAAAUAAACAAGCGACGGCUGCGGUCAAUUUGCAUUCGAUUUUGCGCCAAACCGCAUGUCGUUUGGAGAAAGAUCACCUUUUUUUUUCUCCCGAGUUUCUCUUUUUGAAAGUUUUUUUCGGUUUAGAUGGUUUUUGGUUUUUUUUUUUGGUUGAGCUGACUUGGGUUUCAGUUUCUAAGAUUUCUUUUUUGGAUUUUGAGAAAUGCUCCGUUUUUGGCCAUCUAUCACGCCAUAAAACAUUUUAUUCAUUCCUUGAAGCCGUUUUUUUUGGACGCUUCAGAUCAAUUUCCAAAAAAAGUUGAUCUAUUUAUUCUCAAGACUGAAAAUUAUUGUUUUACUAAUCAUUUUUUAACAAUGAAGAAUUUCCCAAGAAGAAAUAUUUUUUCAGAAGCGUCGAAUUUGAAAUUUUCAGUUCUCUUGACAGUUUUGAACAAAUUUCUCUGAAAAGCUGGAUCGAAUUUAUCUUGCUAGAGAAUUUGAUAUGAAAGACUUCAAUCCAUCUUUAAUUUCCGUUUUCUAUGACCACCUGCCAUUGAAACUUUUUCCUGCCGCGCAGAUGUUCUUCUGACCAGCUUCCCGUCCGUCUAUGGCUCUUUUCCAUUGUGCGCCUUUUUUUCUGUUGGAUCGGCCACGUGCAUCGCUUUUUUUCCACUUUUAUUGCGCACAAAUUGCGAUCGAAAAACAUACGCACGUGUUGCGUUGGCCAGCAGGAGAAAAAAAAGUGGCCAGCUGUCAGUUUUAUCUGUAUGGAUCUUCAUGUAUACAGUCGAAAGCCCCCUUUUUCUAGGCCUGGAGAGGGAAGUUUCUUUUUUUGGAUUUGAUCCAAAUUUUCAACUGAGACCUUAAAAAAAGUAACCAGUUGUUAAGAUCAACGUGUAUGUAGUCAACGAUUUCCCUUUCCUUUUCUCAAAUUUCGAAAGGGAGAUUUCUUUAUGAGUUUUGUCCGUUUUUCAACUUUGGCUCCAAUCGUCCAGCUGUUAGAAUUGAGAAAGCCAAAAAUUUUCCUUUUUCUAUACCCAAAAAGAAGUUUUCCUCAUGGAUUUUUUUUUCUCGAAAUUCCCUUUGCCUAACGAGUUUGCAAUAAUUUUUUUUCUCAAAAAAUGACCAGCUGUCAAGUUUAGGCAGUCAAAACGUUCCUUUUUUUUAGACCUAACAGCGAAAUUUUUAUCUGUGUUUCCUAAUCGUCCAACCUUUUGUCUAAUUUUUUUUGAGGUAAUACCAGUUUUCCGACGCAUAUUUAAGGACCUACAUGUACACAGUCAAAAUUCCUCAUUUUGGAAACCUAGAAAGGGAAGUUUCCAUUUUGGCCUCGUCCUUUGUCCAACCUGGCCUCCACUGAAUUAUUUCUAAAGGUCUUUCACCUUUGCGCUCUCAACUUGCUUUGGCUUCUGAGCUGUAUAGUCAUUAGUGCCUGGUGAGUUGCUGCUGGGAUGUCCUACUUGGAUCGGCUCCUGCUCAGAUUGAGGUAUUUUUGCUUUUUUGGUGAUAGGAAAAAUUUGUGGAUAUCUUGAAAUAUUCUGGAAGCGAAAAAGUUAUAUUUUUUUGGAGAUUCUCCUAGUGGAUUUCAAAUGUCUUCCAUGGAAUGAAUAGGAAGCUAUUUGAGCACCGAAAUCGUGCGAAUCUCAAGAAGUUUCAACAAAAAAUCAACUAUUCCGGAAGGCCUUAUUAGGCUUAGGAGUCUUCGAGAAAAGGAAAAUGUUCUGUAGGUUUUCGAAUUUUCGCUGAUCAUUGAACCUUUUUGAAACCUUGUCGCCUUUUAUUGUCAUACUUUCACCUUUUUAGAAGCUUAGGUCUAAACUUUAUGGUUUGAAUCAAGUCUGAAUAACGUUCUGAAGAUCCUUUCUAGGUUCAUUCAGGCUUUUCCAAAAACUUUUUUUUCCAACCUUUCCGGUCUUCAUCAAAAACGGCUUCUUGGCAAUCAAGCACCUGGUCACAAGGCAAUCUUGUAACCGAGGCGUGUCAAGCGCCCAUCUGUACAUGUGUAGAGACAGUGUCGGCCCCGUGUCGGAAGUGCUUAAUGAGGCUUCCGUCAAGGCGGCUUUCCCUUCAAAGACACACACUGAAUACCUUAUUCGGCACGGCGUUCACGCAAUAACAAGCCAUUAGGACCGGAGGCCAAAAUUGCACAAUAAUAUCGACAAACAAUUGACGUUCUAGUUGUCACGUUCUUUACUGUCGUACACAUAAGGUUACACAUUUUUUUUUAAAUUUCCGACGAGAAGUUAGAUGUGCAGGUGGAUCAGUUUUUUGGUUUUCUUUUCCUCUAGUUACAUGAGCAAAUUUUGCGAAGGCUCUGGCUUCUCUGGUUUUUGUACUCUAUUUGCCACGACUUGAAAUAGUCUGACCUGUCUGUAACCUUUCUUACCUCACCAGAUCUCUUAAAAUGAGAAUAGGACGUGAAAGUGGAGGAGAAGAUAUUUAUCCACGUGGAUUAUCGUCUCAAAGAGCAAUUUAAAAACAAUUCGGGCUAGGUUCUUUAUUUUUCAUCCGGCUCAGAAAAAAAUUUGAAUUUUUUCCCCCCUCUUAAUCUUGAACUUCUUAUGAUGUAGCUAUACUAACCAGCAAUGCUGAGGCUAAUUCCAAUCGAAUAUCCAACGAUGAGCCACUCGAAUGAAGUUGCCUUUUUAUGGGGGGACACGCUUCCCUUCCGCUCAAUGGAUCGAGAGCCCGAAAGGGCCAUCAAAACCGAGUUUCCCACUUGUUCUUGAACUUUUCUACGCUUCUUUUUUUGGGGCAAUUUUUAUUCCUUUUCAAAUCUUUUGUAACUUGAAAUCAGCUAGAUUAAACAAAGAAUUUGAUGUUUGGUGUGUAAAUUUUAAACUUUUCGGGACCAGUAUCUCGGAUCCUGAAUUAAAAAAUCAUCAUACAGAAAGAUCUGGACCCGAAAUAGUUCUAAAACUGAAAAAAAAAGAAAAAAAAAGAUAAUUUUUCAGGCACAAGGCUUUUUUAACGGAAUAAAGUCAAACUUUGGGCUGAAAUAUGAAACUUCAGUUUUUCAUAUGUGAAUGCGUCUGAGGCCGCAUUUUUGAACUAAAGCUUUGACGUCGAUUUUUUCGAAAUUUCAUUUUUUUUUUUCAUAUUUUCACUCUUAUCUCUAACUGAGUUAAGCUCAAACAAGCUCAAAUUACAAACCUAAGCCUUUUGUUUUCAACUGAAUCAAGUCAAAGUUUGAACUGAAUCCCAAAUAUUUUGAAAACGAUCCGCUCAACGGCUCCACCCCCUUCUCCAAUGAAUUCUAAUGGGAUUGGUUCAAGUGGAGGGUGCGCCAGGCGACCUGAAUUAUGCUCAUCCGCCCCCCUUAUACCACCGAAUUUGUUGAGGUUUUCCGACUAAUCCGAUUUGCUGCUGUACCCUACUACAAAUAAACUAUUAUCCCUGUUCCCCUGGCAGCUGGUCUUUUUUUUAUUGUUUUUGAGAUCUUCUUUCGAGAAAUUAUUUCUUUUAAUUAGGACUUUUUCUUGAAAUAAAAGUUCUAGAACUAGCGCUGAAUGGACUAGAAACCAUGUGAAGCUUGAAAUGCAGUUGUUCGUGCAUUUUCUAGAGUUUUUUUUUGGAAAUAAUUGGAAGUAAGCUUCAACUUCGGGUCAAAUGAUCAAAAUGCGCUCCAGGGAACUAUUAAACUUUUUUUUUGAAAAAAAACUCUCUUUUGUUCCAAUGUUCCAAAUUUUCCCAAGAAAAGUUUUUUUCUGAGUGAUUAAAACUUUUUUUAUAUAUGUCACAUGAUCCGAUAUUUUAAUACUUAUUUUUUUACAUUUUAAUAAAUAAUAUUCUUUGAAGUCUAAAAAAACCUAUAUAUGAAAAAUCCAUUACCUCCUUCACAUUGACGAAAAGUUAAGCCUAAUAUUUUCGGCCCGAGGUUUCCCUUUUAUUUUAUUUUUCUCAUUCGCGCGCGCCACAAUCUGCCCGGCUUUUCACCUCCAAUCACGUCAAAACCAACCGUUUCGAACCAAAUUGAAUCAUAGAGAUUUAUUUAUCUGUAGCCAUCGAAACCAGUUUCUUCGCAUUCUUUCUCAGAUUUGGAGGAGACGAAAAUAUAUUUUUUUCAGCUUCGAAGACAGUUCGUCGGUUUCGUCGGGCAUUUCGGAGAAUUUGGACGACGUCUCGACGGACGACCUCAGUGGAACGUGAGUUUUCAACUUUUUUUCUGUGCUUUUAGAGCUUUGAGUAGAAUUUUCUAUUCGAAAGGUUUUUUUCAAGCUUUUGAAAAAAGUUUUCUUGUUCUUCUUUUUGAUUUUUUGAAAUGAGAAGCUCAGAAGGGUUAAUUUUGUUUGAAUCGGAGCAUUUUGACGGAAGUUAUGUUAUUUUGAAGUUUAUUUUCAACUUUUCGAGCUGAAACUUUUUGAUAUUGAAGUUAUAUCCAUUUGGAACUUUUCGCUUUUUUACCCAAUAUUAUUUCAUGAAAUUUUUUCGACGAUAUCAAUUUCGAAGACGAAAACAAAAAAUAAUGAGUUUGGUUUUAUUUCGUACCAUUAAAAGACGGCUGAAAAACAAGAAAACGCGAAAAAUGGUUGAUAGACCAGAAAAAAUAUGGGAAAUUUUUUGUUGACUUCAGAUUUAUCGAUCUGUUUUCCUAUGAGACAAGUUUGAGAAACUGAAAAUCAAUUUUAAAAAAAUUUUUGAAGUAAAAACCGAGACCAAAGUUCGAGAAAUGGGUAAUUUAAAGCCGUGAAAGUUCAUUUUUGACUGAUUUGUUUCAAAAAAAAAAAGAGAAUUUCAUUCCGUCGUCAUUGAAACGACCCUUGACUGCUUCACCUGUGUGAUUCUAAGCAUAAUUACUCUCUCGAAUGGAGGUUAAAUAUUCAGCCGAGCGAAAAUGGGCUUAAAGAGAAGAGUGGUCCCAUGGUGACGGAGGGGGACCCGCCGAAAUAGGCGUGGCUCGCGGCGGUUUUAGGGCACUCUUGGCAUCUCCUCCUCCUCUUUCGUUCGCUUCCCUCGAACAUGCAAUUAGGAAAUUAUGUCCUUCGCCUUUCAUUUGUUCUCAACUUGUGUAGCUUUUGCUCUUUGUUGGAGUAAUUUUGAUAUUUCAUGAGAUUUUCUCAGCUCUGAAAGAAAUUCGUAGAGUCAUCAAAAUAAUUUGAAAUUGAUUGGUCUCAAGAACGUUUUUGGCGCAGGACCAUUCUAAAAACUUUGUAUAAAAGUUUCAGAUAUAAUGUUUUCAACGCCUUUGGACAACUUUGAGAUAGGCUAGAUGGUUCCCAUCAUAAUGAAUAAGGCUGACUUCGAAAAAAUGUGGGAAAAAAUAGCCGCGACAGGUUUUUACUUGUGUGCUCCAUUGAUAAUCUAAGUUUAAAGGAAAUACUUUUUUUUUUCAAAAAGCUCUUUUUCAUUUCCGUGAUCACCUUUCCGAGUACACGAAAUUUUGUGGAAAUUUGAAAAAGCUCAAUUUUGGCUUGAAUCCGUCGACCAACAUUAAAGGAACAAGGAUUUUCUGAAAAAAUAGUUUGGUAACGACUACAAAAAUUUAAACUCGACAGUAACGACCUAAUUUUUUAAGAAACGCGAAUAGAGUAAAGUGAACAGUUUGAAGUUUUAAUUUCAAAGGAACUGAAGACAAUAACGCCCUUCUAAGGAUUUCACCCGCUUAAAAAUUUAUUGAACGUUCUCAAAUUAGAAAAACCAGCAGACUUCAAAAAAUUAAAAAAUCUACAAUUCCUUUUGUUUGACGGAGAUCGACUCGUGAAAGCUUUUUUUAUUGAUUUCCAGCAUAUUUUUCUAUUUCCUUUUUCAGAGAUCAUCCGAUGGCGAGCGUCGCCUACGGGAAAAUCGGUGAUUACCAACAUUUUGUACGCGGCGGCGCACAGAAUGGAGCCAGAAGUGAGUUGAAAUUUUUUUAAAGUGACCGUCAGAGUUGCCGAGGUUUCUUCACUGACUUGAGAUGAUACCGAAAAAAACGACUUUCUUUCACCGAACUGUUUGAAGAUUUACCGUUUUUCAAAGUCGGCUCCAUCUCAAUUCUUCAUUGUGUUAGUUGGUGUUUCGAAUCGCGCCGAAAAUCGAAUUUGAAUCCACUAUUUCGAAUCACAAAGAGGAAGGUCUAAUCGAAUUAGUCGGUGCCGAGCAUGGAAACUGUGGGAACUCCUUUUUUCUACAGUAUUCGGGUCACAUAUGACUUUUCAGCUCUGAGAUAAUUUUUUGGAAUAAUGAACUUCGAAGAACUUUGGGAAAGUAUCAAAAACUACAAAAAAUGGAUUUUUAUAGCUAAAGAUAAUUUUUUUUUUACAAUCUCAUUCAAAAUUUGAUACCUUAUUUUCCUAAUCAUAGUGAUGUAAAAUUUUCUCAUCUAUUUUUGAUCUCAAUUAGUUUUUUUUUUCCUUCAGAUGGCCGAGCAGCAUCUUCAUCAGUUGAUGCAAGGGCCAGGAGAUAUGCCGAACAGGAGAAUAUCCACAAAUUGCUCAGUCAGUGCAGAACGAGUCAACGAGGUGCCGCCACGGCUGUUGGACAGGUUCGACUUUUCUUUUUUUGGGAAUUAACUAGGAAAUUUAACUAAGCUACCGGUUGGACUUUUGAUGAAACUUUGUAUUCUAGGACUUCUCGAAACCUAGAAAAAAUUUACUCAGUAGAUCUUUAUCGUGCUACGGCGCUUUGAAGCUUGCAAACUGCUUCAAAAUUCGUUAUUUGAGAAUUUUAGAGCCUCAUCUAAAAAGUAAAUCUUUGUUUUUUUUUGCGAUUAGGAAUUUAGUUUUAGAGAUCUUGAAGUUAAACAAAAAUCAUCAAAAUAUGAACCAUGACCUGAAAAAGUUCCCUUGAUAGGAAUAUUUAUUGCCUUCUAACUGUAGGAAACCCUGAAAGACACCUGUUCAAACCAUCCGUAUAAUGUUCUCUUUUAUUUGGCGGGAUCAUCGCUCCUCUCGGGACGAUAAUUACUGUACACACACGCACGCAGUUGCAUCUGUCAAGCUGGCUGGCUCGCCGGCUGGACACCCGCUUUUUGCGCGCAAUAAUAGCCGUGGAAAUGCCGACAAAGCCCGUGCGGAAACAUUUGCGGUUUGGCGCCUAUUAAAGUGUGGGAACAGCUGCUGUUGCAAACCCUGAAAUGCCUUUUUGCUGUUGACGAUUUUGUGAAAUUAUCGCGUUUUAUUGUUUUUUCAAGGUCCUGGAUAGAUCUUUUAAGUGUAGGAUUUGAUAGGAAGAAAUAGCCGCAGCAGGUUUCUACUAGAGUGCUCUAUGGAUAAUUGAAUUUUUGAGAAUAAGCUUGAGAGACUUUGUUUGAAAAAUCUAUUUUUUGAAGUCUAUGUACCUUUUUAAAGCAAUUUUCAUAGUUUUAUGAAGUAUUUGCGUUUAUUUUGUCUUUUUUCAUCGAAUUUUCUUGCCUUUCUGAUGUCUCGAAAUGCGUCUGACUGAAUGAAAAGAAGAACUUUGGACGAUCCCCGACCGCUGCCGCAUUUCGAAUGAAUAAAAGAUGAAUUUGCGUGAGAAAGAGAGGGAGAGCAAAAGGCUUUGCGUGAAAAUUUUUCAAUGAAAUUUGCGCUUUCUUGCCAUCCUAUUCAAAAAGACGAAGCGACACGACGCAGUAAUUCAUAAGCGCCACGUGCCGCGCAGAUGCCCCCUUUUACUACGCUUUUUGAAACUUUUUUCCCCGCCGAGCAGCCUUUUCAACUCUCUUUGCGUUUCGAAGUCUUCCGAAUCUCCCAUUUUUGAGAUCAGGUUGCGUAAAAAAUUUUCAGUCUCAAAAUCAAAAAUCAACGUUUUCGGAUUUUUUUUAGCAUAGAAAAAAAUAUUCUAUGGAAAAAAAUUUGUAGAUUUGACUUGAUAUUCUAAAAUUUUUUCUAUUUCGAAGUUUAAUAUAAUUUCUUAUGCGAAGAGUGCCAGUUCUAAAUUUGAAAAUUAGAACCAAUUCAAGUUGAGUUUGCACUUUUUGGAGGAAAUUUAUAGCGGUUUGAGUUUGAAAAUGGUACUUUCGGAAUCAAAAAAAUAGCGGAAAAAUAACAUUUUUUUGAACAAAAAUUGUUAUCCAAAAAGCGCCAUUUCAGGUUCAAUUAACUAGAUUUCAAUGUGAAAUUUUAGCGAAUUUUGUGGUUUUUUUGAGGAAUUGUUCGGAGUGAUCCCGUGAGUUUCAGAAUAACCGGCAAAGUAAAAAUUUUAAAAUUUUCUGGAUUUUUCGGAAUCACUUCAAUCACGACAUGAACCUAGAUGCGAAUUUUUUUUAGAAACCUAAAUACCUGAAAAUUCAAAAAUAGACCUUCAAGGGAUAUAUUUUGUCAGAGAUUGCCUAUAUAGAUUUCCAAGCUCUCAUGGGGUCAACCUCUCUUUAUUUUUGUUUUUCGCGAUAGGUAAACACCAGGUAAUGAAUGAGCCCCGAGACAUCACAAUGAAUGUUAAUUAGAAGCCCUUCCCACCCGUGGCAGUAGUGGUAGUAAGGGACAACUGCCGCGAAAGAACGUCGCGUAAACAAUCAAGUGGUCCGAGGCGAAAGAACGAUGGUUUUUGCAGCAUUCGCUGAGGUCGCCGGGCUACGCGACCAUCGCCGGCGGCUGCUCGCCCCAACUCGCCCUUUCUGCCGACGGCGACACUCUGAGCGUCCAUUCUCGGGCUUCCCUUCGGGCUUCUUCCUCCUCGGCUCAUCAUAAAAGACCGGAUCAAGGUUUGGUGUUCUCGAUGUUGACAGGCUUUCCAAAAAAGGUGAUUCGGAAAAUUUCGCCUAGUGGGGACCGAACCCACGAUCUCGUUAGUGCCAUUCCGCCGAUUUCCUACUGCUCCUCACUGCAGUUGAUUUCACUUUGCGAAAAAACACAGGCUCUUUAAUUUACUGGAGGGAGAUCCUAGAAGCUCAGUAGAUAUCUGAGCUGCAGUUGGCCCCAGAGUGCAAAAAAAAAGUUUCUCCAUAAAAAAAUGUGUUUUGGUCAGAUUUUUGUUAUUCUAUGCUUACUUUUUUUUGGUUUUUUUACAAAAUUUCGAUCAGUUUAAAUUUGUAGCUCUUGCGGUCCUUGUAGCAUGUAGUAGGAAAGUUGACCUGUGGAAAGAAGUUCAAUUCAUUUUUCGAAAAUUAAGGAUUUUGGAUAUUCCAAGACUGCAGCUCACAAAAGGGGAUAUAAUAAUUUUGAAAUGAGGGAAAAAUUCCACGUUUAACCUUUUUUAACAUCUACCAUUUCAAAAAAAAAAGUAGAAAAGGUCUCAAGGAUUUUCUGUUCUUUUGAGUCGUCAUGAUGAGGAGUAAUGAUAUGACUUUUAAAAAAACCACGUAAAUAUAUUCUUCUUCAAGCAUUUUUUGUAGGUCUUGCACUUUCCUUGGCAGGCAUUCUAACGCUUAUCUCUUCUGUUCAUUUUUUAAAAGUUGAAAAAUUUCUAAUAAAAAGAAUGAACCAAUUUUUGAGUUGAACCCACAACGUUAUAGGCAACAGCUACUCGGGUUUCCACUCAUUGGACCGUAAGUGUCACCUUCUCGAUUAUCUCAGCGACCACGACCGUGCCGCCAUGGCUCUGGUCAGCCCCAGAAGGAUGCCUUCCGUCGAUCCACGAGCCUCGACUUCUGCAGGUCCUUGCCCGGAAAAAUAUAUAACUUUUUGUGAUGUCCUCUGUUGUCUUGUGUGUGACUUCUACCACCUCCUGGGCUCUGUAAAAGUUGAGAAAUGGAAAAUAGCCAUGACAAAUGCGCUCUCUUUAUGAUUUUGUAAUUGUUCACAGUUUUGGUCAGAUUUUUGGUCUAUGCUUACUAAUUUUCGAAAACUGAGAGGAAAAAUAUCAAUCAGAAGGACCGAACUUAGAUAAUGUAGAAAAUUCGUUACAAUUAACUUUUUUUCAGUUUUUCGAAUUACCUGUGAAGGGCAUACAUAAUAGGCUUUAUGGGAAAAUCUUGGAAAAUAGUUUUGAUUUUUUUUCAGCUUGUUUGCUGCUGCAUUUAAAUCGUCUAUAGAGCACGGCUCAUCGAAAAAAUGUAAAGUUUCAUCAGAAUAAAAAAGACGCUAAUUUUGAAAUUAAUAAUUUUUUCUACAGCUAUUUUUCCGUUCACUUUCUUGACGAAGCCCACGAGUGCCUUUCUGCUUAACUUUCGCAUGCUUUCCCAUCAUUCUAACGCUUCUUAGCGGUGGAUCGUCGUCCACUAGUGCCUAGGACGCUCGCUUUCUUUCAGCUGCAGCCGGCCUGAACGCCUCGGGCAUGAGUCGGUCGAUGAUCUUGCUGGAGUCGCUCUCGCCACGGAUCUCCCGGCGCAACGACUCCUCAUCCGCGUCGUCGGCGGCGACGGCGGUCCGCCACUCGUCGCAGACGCCGUCACGACGCGGCCCUUCGCCCAGGGCUCCCCGAGCUCGCAUUCCUCUGUCUAUCGCUUCGCCUGUGCAUAAUAACAAGGGUAAACUAACCGAUGCUACACUAACCUGCAAUUAACCUCUGAUUGAUGAGCACGAGAAAAAUAGCCGCGCAGGGCUCUUAUUGAAAGCCAAAGUCUGAUUAUAAGCUUGAGAAUCAUCGCUGAAAGCCUUUUUUGUCCUUGCUGAAACUCAGAUGAAGCUUACUUCGAAGAAUCCCGAUUAUAACCGAAAAUAAGUUCAAAGGCCAAUAUUUGGGAUUUUUCGCGCUCCAAUGAUAAUUUGAGGGUUUCUGGUUGAAUUUCAAAAGUUUUCAUCAGUUUUUUGCCAGUCUGAUCCUAAAUCUAUUGAGACGACAAAACUCAAAUCAGAAAUUUGAUAAAAGAGACCUAAUUAAAGGCAUCUGCGCUCUAUUGAUAAUUUUGCGGCUAUUUUUUCCGAGGCUGAUUGGGGCGUCUAAAAUGAGAAAAAAUUUCCAAGCUAAUUUUUUUUUUGUCUUUUUUCCUUCUCUUGUAUCUUUUUCUGUGAACUUCCGGCUUCUGGGUUUGUGGUUGCUAACUGAAGGAACACCAAAAAAUGCAGUUUUUACACUAAUUUUUGAAACGAAGGGAUUUUUUUUAGUGAAUUUCUCAAGUUUUCAGGCUCAAUGUCGGCCAGAACAACUCGAGAUGGGAUUUAUGCAAACUUGUCUGACGCCAUGCAUCUCCAGAAAUAUGCGGAUGAUGUUGGAAAUUAUAUUUUGUACUUUUUCUCAAGUUUUUGAUUGCAGAUUUACAAAUCGCCGUCCAAUUUGAAUCGAAACUCUGAGAUGGGUUCUCAGUUGUCAUUGGCUAGUUCGACCGCCUACGCGACGGUUUGAGCAUUUUUUUUUUGAAAAAAAGAAUUUUUUGUAGUUGAUUGUAGGUAGAAUAGAGUCGAAUACCGUAAUCAUUAAAAAUUAAAAAAAAAUUUUUUUUAGAUUUCUGCUAUAAAGUUGAAGUUUAAUCGGUUUUAUUUUUCAGCUCAACGACAAGUACGAAUCGGAGAUCCGGAAAAUGGCGCGUGAUUUGGACGUUUAUCGGCAGACGGUCAGCAAAUUGACCAAGAAGCAAGAAAACUACGCCAAGAUGUUCGACGGUUUCAACUCGAAACUGUCCAAUUUGUCCAGACACAUCGACAAGUCCACUCAGCUCAAGGUGAGGACUUUUCUGGCUUGAUUUUGAAGAUUUUAGUCGAUUCAUCACUGACUGGGGUAUGCUCUAUAUGUAAAGAUCAAUAAAUAUUUUAUUUACCAUGAAAAAGUCGACUCAUUAGGUAUCUGGGCUCAAAAAUUGCCUUCAAUGUCUAGAUAAAAGUUGAGAGUUUUUAAAGUACUUCUUUGUGAAACUUUAUCUGCAAUUUUGAGCUUCUAUAAUUUUUUCACAGGCUUCAAGGUAGUUUUUGAGCAAAACUUUGAAAUCAGAGCGAAAAAAGCAUCUAGUCUAGCUAGUCUCAUUCAGAAAUGUAAACUGAAAAAAUUCACAGAAAAAGUUUUGAAAAAAAAACCGAAGCUCAAAGCUACAGAUUACAGUAGAAAUCUAUCUCAUAUUUUUUUUUUUCGAUCUGCCACUCAAAAUAAGAAAAAAAAAACCAAGGAAAUUGAAAUUGCAUGAGCCCCCGGGAUGACGUAUGACGAUGAGUAAUGAGAAAAAGCGCGCGCGAAUUGCGUGCGAAUGUAAAUCAACGAAUGAGGCCGCGACGUUCGACUCGAGGUCCAAAGACAAAUUCGACCCGUGGGAAAAACAAAUUGGAACCCAAUUUACGGCUCAUGAGUCAGUCACUGAAAUCGGCAAACUGGAACACUUUAGAGGGAUUGGAUGCGAAGAAAUAGCUGCAGUUUUCGGAAGUAUCUGCGCUCUAUUGAGAAUUUAUUAGAUUGACGAACUGUUUUAAUUUUUGGGAGCUUUUGUGCUCUAAUGAGAACUUGAAGCUUUUCGAGUUCAAAUCUUUCACGGAUGCGUAAAAAGACACGCUCAGAAACUCAGAACAGAUUCUUUUUUCUCGCAACUUUCCAUAUUUUUGACCUCCUCGCAAUGGCGCCAGAUCAUUACUCUUUGUGCGCCCGAAAGUUCUCCAAACACUUUUUUUCGAUUAUUAGGACUAAUGUACAAAUUUUUCGAAUCAAAUCUUCAUUUUUUUACAUUUCCAGGCGGAUGAAGUCAGCAAACUUCGGCACGAUAUCGAGCAUCUUCGGCUUUUUCAGUGGGAGAUUGGCUUCUGCCCAUGCCGAGCAAUUGAAUAUGGUUCGUUUUGGAACUGAAAUUUUAAAUGAAUGAACAUUCAAAAGGAAAAAAAGUUGCAAUUUUUCAUGAAAAAAAGAAAAUUGAUCUUUGAAAUUAUUACAAAACUUUCAAUUUCAGGACGGCGCCGGUGAGCUUCUACGACAACCGUCUUUGGAAUCCGUCGCUUCUCAUCGAUCUUCGAUGUCGUCUUCCUCGAAGAGCAGCAAGACCGACAAGAGCAGCCUCAACAGCUUCGGCAAGUCCAAAAAGGGCUGGGUCCGUUUCUUUUUUACCUUUUCAUUCGUUUCCAAUGCGUUUAGCACUGAUUUAUUCACUCUUCGAUUGAAAUUCUGAACAUUUUAGCUUUUUGUGCUUUUUAUUUAGUUUGUCUACAAAUCUACUUUGAGGCUGAAAAAAACCUAGAGAAGAUUCAUUUUUUUCUAAAAAAAUGAGUAUACGAUGAACAUUUCUCUAAUAGGAAUGGUCUUUUAGGGAACCAACGUCGACGUCGUUCAGGUAAAAAUGACAUAGAUGGAAGUAAAUUGGUGGUUGUACAGUAAUCAUGAAUAAUUUUCUCAACUGUCGAGAAGGUUCUUGUCAAUUUUUAUUUUGAAAAAUCAAUGAAUUGUUCAAAUCAGCAGGGCGGAGUUUGCGCUUUUGAACUCUUUAGAAAUCUCUUGAAAAAGCUGAAACCGUUUUUUUUCUGUUCAAAGGCGCUGCGUGUUAAUCGACCCAAUAAAUCAGUUUGAAGAGUUUUUAUGAAAUUUCUCGAUCAACCAAUAUUUGUUUUCUCCUUUCAGUAAUAAAUGAAUCGACUAUAACGUAACGAAAUUUAUGCUUCAAAUACUUUGCUACCUCAUUUAAAGGCGCAGAACGAUGUCAUAAACGUCGCGGGACCUCUUUUUCAUUUCCACGCGCUGCCCUUUUUCAUAUUCUUAAUCUUGACAAAAAAAAACAAGAACUUUCUUGGCUAAAAAACAAAACGCCGUAAUAACGUGGUGGUGGCUUUGUGACGUCUAUUAUAACUAUUUUCUCUCCUUUUUUCGUAGAACUAUCGAAUUUUAGAUUCGUUCGUCGCUGACCAAGGCUUUUUCGAAAAAGAAGAACAAAAGCGCGGCGACGUCGGACAACGAAUGCUCGCCGAUGCGGCAGCUUACCACUAUCACUGGCUCUCAUAAUCGGUUUUGGAAGAAAUCGAGUGGAAAAAUUGAAUGUUUCUUCGAUUAAGCUUGGACGAGAUUGAAGUACGAGAGCUGCGAAGGAAGCUUGAUGAACGGGAAGAGAUUUUGACCGACGUCAGACUCGACGCUCUAGACAGAGCUCGACAGGUCGAAGUGCUCAGGGAGACGGUCAAUAAGCUCAAGGUAAGUAAAACAAAAUGAGGGUGAAUUGUAAGAUUCAGCCUCCUAAGUUUUUUUCGAGUCGAAACUUUGUUUGAUUAGGGAUUUUUAGUCAUUAUUCUAGAUAACGGUAAUUGUCACGUUGCAUCUUUUUAUAUGUAGUAAUUGAUUUUUUUUUUUUUGAAGUUCAAAUUAACCAAGAACUUAAUUAUUUUAUAAUAGUAAUCAUAGCUUCAACAGAAAUCAUCUAUUUACCAUUUUGUGUCAGUACUCAUCCGCAAUUUCAGAGCGAGAACAAGCAGCUGAAGCAGGACAUGAACCGACUUCUGACGGUUCGAUCUCGCGCCUCAUCGCACGCUUCGAUCCCCGUGAUGGGCGACGAGGAGCACUUCUACGAGAUCCCGCCCUGCCAGAGCAGCUCCGGCUCGGCGAGCUUCUCCAGCAAACGCUCCUCCGGCUGCAACUCGGUCAAAGUCACGGUGAACGUCGACCUCCGCGGCACCAUCAGUGACGUCAUCUGCCCCGAUAAUGAGAUCAUCGUCGGGUUCUUGCCGCUGCCGGCCAAGGAGACCACCUGGGCUGAGCUGGACCAGCUCAUUGUCGCACUGUUCCAGGUGAUUUUGGAGGAUUUCUCUAUGAGCUUGCACCUCUCUUUGAGUUAACUUUUAAAAAAGAUUUUUGAUGGAACUUUUUUGAAGCUUUCCUUAAUUCAGUCGACCAAUUUUUCAGGCUUACAUGGAACGAAUCGAUAUCGAGCGACAUCUCGAGUUGAACCCACGCGACGCGAUCGUCGGCUAUCAGAUGGGCGACGUGAGACGCGAAACGAGCGGCAAAGCGGCGACGACGCCGUCAAAGUCGCCGGCCGACGUCCUGACGCCGACAACGACGAUUCGGAUGUUCCUCCGUGGCGCCGAACAGGAGAGAGUCGACUCGUUGGUCCUGGACACGCUGCUGCCGAAGAGCAUGCUCGAGCAGCUCGUUAGGUUCCUCUUCACUCAACGACGGCUCGUCCUGGCUGGUGCCGCCGGUUUGGGAAAGGUGGGAGAUGAACUAAUACAAAAGAUCAAUAUAAGCAAGGCUAAGUUGAAGAGAAUGAAGAUUUGAUGCUUUAGUUUCUCUGUCGUCUCUUCAGGUUCCGGUUGAUCCCUCGCCUCACUGUUUCUGUUCUUGUAUCUUAAAUUUGUUUUCACAAGCGAUUUUUUUUCCAAAUAUUUCAGUUUUGCACACGCUGGGCGAUUUCGAAAAUUUCUACCAACUCAUUCUAUAAAUGUGUACUUUAGAGCAAACUUGCUCGCGAGUUGGCCGCCUACACAUCGAUGAGAAUCGGCGAAACUCAAGAUUGCAUCGUCGACAUCAAGAUUCCCGAUGAGAGCGGCGAGAAACUGGUCAAGGUACAUUUCUCCUUAUCGUUUUGAUUCAAAAUACAAGUUUUUCCAGGUCGAGAAGCAAUUGGAGACGUUGCUUCAGUCGAAGAAGCCGUGCGUCUUGCUCAUCGACAACGUUCCAAAAAAUCGGAUCGCCUUUGUCGCCUCCGUCUUCGCCAAUAUCCCUCUGGCCCAGAAUGGUUUUUUAUAAGAAAAAAGAAGGUAAAAAUGUCCAUUUUUCAGAAGGACCCUACGUCCUGUGCACGGUGAACCGCUACCAGCUGGUCGAAAUGCAAGUUCAUCAGAACUUCAAAAUGUUCCUCCUGACCAACUGCAUGGAGGGCGUCAAUGGCUUCAUGGCUAGGUUAGUUUGAGUUGUAGGAAUUAGUGACAAAACUGAAAAAAUUCAUAGAAAUUCGGGGACAGUUCUGAGGCUUGAAGGUUUUGAAAACUGCCUUUUUUUACGAGCGAAACUAACUGAUUUUGGUACCAUUAGAAGCGCCAGGAGAUUCUGAGUUUGAUAGUUUGACUAAGAGGUCUGGGGGACUAUUUGUCAGCCGAUUAGGAUACGUGUUAGUGGAUCCAGCUCGAACCAAAAGCUUAACCACAAAAAUGAAUUUUUCUCAGAACGAAACUUUCUUGAUUCCCAGAGGAUAGUUUUUUUUUUGAUUUUAUUGAUUGACGAACUUGAAUAAGACAAGAAAUUAAGAGUUUUUUUUUCGUUCUGAUAGCCGAUUUGCCCCGAAUGGAAACAGUAUGACCUGUCUACGCUCUCUUUUCUCUCACCAGCAAGGUCAUAUCAACAUGGAAAUAGUAUGAAUAAAGGAGUGAGUUAGACAGCGAGAGAAAAGAGGGCGCAAAAAGGUCAGAAUUUUUCAAGAUUUUUCAAUGGCUAUCUGGGCAAAUUCAUUCCUUAUGCGAAGAAAAAGUCAACUCUUUUGAAUUAUUAUUUUUCGAACUUCUGAAUUUCCAGAUUCCUUCGCCGACGGACCAUCGAGGCCGAGUACCGUCAGUGCCGUCAGACGCCCAGCGAGCUCGUCCGCGUCAUCCAGUUCCUGCCGGUGGUGCUCGACGCGAUGAACAAGUUCAUCGCCAAGACCAACUCUCCCGACGUGACCAUCGGCCCCCGGGUCUUCCUCCAGUGUCCCUUGGGCGUCGACGAGUCCCGUCAAUGGUUCAUUCGCCUCUGGAACGACAACUUCGUCCCGUACAUGGAGAAGGUCGCGCGUGAAGGUAAGCGAAAAGACGUGUUUGGGUUGCGGCAAACAUACAAUCGCCCUUUUUCGAUUAUCUUUCCAAAAUUCUUUAGUUAUUUUUGAGAAUAACUUUUUUUCUCGAAACUGAAGGGUUUUCUCAAAAUGAGAAAAAUUGGUGAAACUCACUUAAAAAAGAUACUAGAAGGUAGAAAGAUCCUAAUAGAAGGAUAGACUUUAAUUUUAAAUUCAUAGUGAGAUUUUCAAUCAAUAAAUAAAUCCGUUUAUUGUCGGAAAAUUAAGAUGGGCGAUGCUCAAAGCGCUCUUAUUCGAAAGCUAGUGAGUACUGAUAAACAAGAGGGUUCAGAGAGAAAAAGGCGCUUGCUCUCUCAUUUUGAAUGCUCUCUAGUUUUCGAAAUUUCGUGGCUCAAAGGUUCAGAUGUAGAAAAGCAUUGAAAAAAAGAACAUCAACCAGAUGAACUUCACAAAAGAUUCCUACUGAUUUGACGAGUUUCCAGGAAAGAAGAACUUUGGUCGUUGUGCGUCUUUCGAAGACCCGACGGACGUCGUCGGCGAGCACUGGCCUUGGUUGGAAGGACCUCCAGUGGAGGAUUCUCUGCAGAGGCUCUCCCUCCACGACAUCGUUCCUUCUGGCAACACGCCAAAGCAGCCCUUCAACCCCCUGGAGUCGCUGAUUCAGCUCCACGCCAGCAAAAACUCUGCUAUCGAUAACAUCUGA
Messenger RNA from Caenorhabditis auriculariae, 33775 nucleotides. The record is from the annotation of a GenBank genome assembly. Lineage: Eukaryota; Metazoa; Nematoda; Chromadorea; Rhabditida; Rhabditidae.